Molecule: messenger RNA, 1304 nt
Organism: Triticum dicoccoides
Lineage: Eukaryota; Viridiplantae; Streptophyta; Magnoliopsida; Poales; Poaceae
Product: MADS-box transcription factor 29-like
Exons: 8
Coding region: 193-951 (252 amino acids)
Biological process (GO): positive regulation of transcription by RNA polymerase II
Cellular component (GO): nucleus
Molecular function (GO): RNA polymerase II transcription regulatory region sequence-specific DNA binding; protein dimerization activity; DNA-binding transcription factor activity
Source: RefSeq, a predicted model, not a curated record
CCUAGCCAAGCGGUAGCAGCAGCGCCAGUACACUACCUCACUCUCCUUCUAUAUAUGUCCCUCCUUCUGCACCCCCUGCCUUAGCCUUUGAAGCAACCACUUCACAAGACGGGAGAGAGACCAAGGGGCCGGCCGGAGACGCGCAAAGCCAUAGCUUGGUUCCUGUUUGCAUCGAUCGUUGCGGUUGCGGAGAUGGGUCGCGGGAAGAUCGAGAUCAAGCGGAUCGAGAACGCCACGAACCGGCAGGUGACCUUCUCCAAGCGCCGGGGCGGGCUGCUCAAGAAGGCCAACGAGCUCGCCGUGCUCUGCGACGCGCGCGUCGGCGUCGUCAUCUUCUCCAGCACCGGCAGGAUGUUCGAGUACUCCAGCCCCGCCUCCAGCUUGAGGGAUCUCAUUGAGCAGUACCAGAACGCCACCAACAGUCAGUUCGAGGAGAUUAACCACGAUCAGCAAAUAUUUGUGGAGAUGACACGGAUGAGGAACGAGAUGGAGAAGCUGGAUGGCGCCAUCCGGAGGUACACGGGCGACGACCUCUCCUCCCUCUCCCUCGCCGACGUCAACGACAUCGAGCAGCAGCUCGAGUUCUCCGUCGCCAAAGUCCGUGCAAGAAAGCAUCAGCUCCUGAACCAGCAGCUCGACAACUUACGUCGCAAGGAGCAUAUCUUGGAAGAUCAGAACAGUUUUCUGUGCCGCAUGAUCAGCGAGAACCAGCAUGGUGGUGACGGGAAGAUGGCGGUGAUGCCGCCGGUGCUGUCGAUGCUGACGCCGGCCUUCCCGGCGACGCCGUACUACACGGGCGAGGAGUCGUCGAGCACCGCGCUGCAGUUGACGUCCCCGCAGCUUCAGCUCCACGCCGCCGAAGCCGCCGGGUUCCGGCUGCAGCCGACGCAGCCCAACCUGCAGGACCCGGCGUGCAGCAGCCUCCACGCCGGCCACGGCCUCCACCUCUGAGAUUUGAUAAUCACGCGGCGCCGGUGAUGGAUUGGUUGAUUCAUGAGCUCUCUGGAUUCAUGGAUUAUUUUAGGAAGAAGAUCACGGUGGAUGGAAGAUUGACCCUUAUGAUGCAUGCAUGAGGACGACUAUUUAAUUUGGGAGCUAUAUGUAUGUAAGAUAAGAUUCCAAUUGUGUGUCGUGUGUCUUAGGCUGUUCUUUCAUCAUGUUGCGUACUUAUAAGCUAGCUAUAUACAAUUGCCUGGUCAAAUGUUGGUACGUACGUAGAAAUUAAAUAGUUGUGCACGCAUGGGGAUCGAGGACGAUGCAUACAUGUAAUAAUAAUAAGUUCAGAGUGAAUUCCACUUUUUAUA